UUCUCAUAUAAAUUUAACUUUAUUUUCGUCUUGCUUAUUUUUUAAUUAUUUGCUUUUAAAGGUAAUGGAAACACCAACAAAUAUUUUAAGUCCAUGUCAUAGUCCAAUACUUUUAACCGAAUUUCCACAAUUAAUUCAACGUUUGGACUUGGAAAAACAAUUCGAAUAUCAGAAAAGAUUAAAUGAUCAAAACAACAUUAUUUUUGUGGAAAAUGAUAAAAUUGAAAAGAAAAUACGUUCAUCUAGAACAGGGCAAAGCGAAUACUCUAAUAAUAAUAUUCUUCCUUCAACAACCUGCUCCCAACCAUUUUUGCAACAAACAUUAAUAACAAAUAAUAACAAACGUCGACAUGAUUCUGAAUGUAAAAGAAAUUUCAAAAAUAAAUUAUUAAAUAAUAAUAAAAGAUUAAAAGAAGAAGAAGAAGCUUUAAUUAAAUUUUCCCCCUCUUUAAUACAACAACGACAACAAAUAAAUUUAUCUAAUCCUCUUUCAAUGUCUAGUAAUUCAACUCCCGUUUUUACUCAACAACCUUCUAAUUCUGGUAAUGUUUAA
Messenger RNA from Meloidogyne enterolobii, 553 nucleotides. The record is from the annotation of a GenBank genome assembly. NCBI's taxonomy places the organism in Eukaryota, Metazoa, Nematoda, Chromadorea, Rhabditida, Meloidogynidae.